AUGUCUUUCUAUGGGAUCGCAGGUAGUGGUUAUGAUCGAUUCGAUAUAAAAGAGGGCGUAGUGUGUAUUUUUCGUUGGGGAUUUCCUGGAAAAAAUCGUCGCAUAUUCCUCCGAUUCCUUAUGAAAGACAUUCAGUCCAUCAGAAUAGAAAUUAAAGAAGGUAUUUAUGCUCGUCGUGUCCUUUAUAUGGAAAUCAAAGGCCAGGGGGCCAUUCCCUUGACUCGUACUGAUGAGAAUUUGACUCCACGAGAAAUUGAGCAAAAAGCUGCUGAAUUGGCCUAUUUCUUGCGUGUACCAAUUGAAGUAUUUUGA
Molecule: messenger RNA, 312 nt
Organism: Prunus armeniaca (apricot)
Lineage: Eukaryota; Viridiplantae; Streptophyta; Magnoliopsida; Rosales; Rosaceae
Source: the annotation of a GenBank genome assembly